AUGAAGCCAGUUUUGGCUACUCUUCGACAAAAAGGACACAUUAACAGUGGUUUUAUUGAUGACUUUUAUUUUCAAGGUCAGGAAUUUUCGGAUUGCGCAGUUAAUGUAUCGGAUAGUGUCAGACUUUUUAUUAGUCUCGGGUUGCAUGUCCACCCUGACAAAUGUGCAUUGAUACCCUCCCAAGAGCUCUUAAUUUUGGGGUUCUUAAUAAAUAGUUUGUUAAUGAUAGUAAAACUUCCCCUAGAGAAAAAGGUAAAAUUGAGAGAUCUCUGUUUACAGGCUUUGCGUGGCAACAAACUUACAAUUCAAUUCGUUGCUAGUGUUAUUGGUACACUUAUCUCUGCCCUCCCUGGGGUUGAGUAUGGUCGGUUACACUAUCGCAAUCUUGAACGCGAUAAAAUUCACGCCCUUGCACGGAAUAAUGGAAAUUAUCGGGCAUUUAUGCACCUUUCUGAGGCAGCAAAGCAGGAGCUUCAGUGGUGGACUACACAUGUAAUGCAUGCAUCUAGGCGACUACGUCAUCCCGUCAUCUCCUAUAUCUUUCAGACUGAUGCUAGUGAUCUUGGCUGGGGCGUAACGUGUACUACUAAUCCUCAGUUACAGUCUCAGGGUUUGUGGACAGGUGAACAGCGUACCCUACAUAUUAAUGUAAGGGAACUGUAUGUUGUUUUUAUAUGUUUAACAAUAUUUGGUAUGGAGAAGUCUGACGUCCACAUUAAAUUCGAGUUAGACAAUAUGACUGCCGUUAGUUAUAUCAAUCACAUGGGGGGAUGUAGAUCUUCUGCUUGUGAUACAGUAGCCAGAAAGAUUUGGGCGUGGUGCAUUUCCCACAAUAUAUGGGUCACUGCUAAUUAUAUUCCAGGACCCAGCAAUGUAGUUGCAGAUUCACUUUCUAGAAAACAUCUGUCAGAUCAUGAAUGGCAGCCUAAUACGGAUAUUUUUCACAAACUCUCCAAAAAAUUCCCUAAGUUUAGUAUUGAUCUGUUUGCAUCUUUGUUGAACAGACAGGUAGCACGGUAUGCCUCUUGGCACCCAGAUCCACAUGCUGCAAUAGUGGAUGCUUUCAGUGUAUCAUGGGCGAAUGAAUAUUUUUAUGCUUUCCCUCCUUUUAGUCUCAUUCCGAAAUGUCUGGAGAAAAUCUCUCGAGACCAAGCCGAAGGGGUUUUACUGGUCCCUGCAUGGCCCACACAAACAUGGUACCCUCUUCUUCUACAGAUGCUCAUUCAGCAGCCAAAGCUGUUGUUGUGGACCCCUCAAGUGGAGUUAUUGAGACACCCAUUAGGCAAGGUUCACAGCAUGCAAGGAAAACUGAAGUUGAUGGCAUGUCCCUUGUCCGGCAACAUUAUCAGAACCAGGGCUUUUCUGACCACAUUACCGGUGUACUCCUCGAUUCAUGGCGAAUUUCUACACAAAAACAGUAUGCGAGUUAUCUUAAAAAAUGGAAUUUAUUCUGUCGUGAACGGAAAAUUCUUGCACAUUCCCCUACUUUAAAUCAAGUUUUGGAAUUCUUGUAUACACAAUUGCAUUUAUCAUAUUCUAGUAUUAACAGUGCCAGAUCAGCGUUAUCAUGUUUUCUUUCUAUUGGCAAUUUUCCAGUGGGGAAGCACCCAAUAGUUUGUCGUUUCCUAAAAGGGGCAUUUGAACGGAAACCACCUGCUAAUAAGCAUCAUGCUAUCUGGGAUGUCCACACAGUUUUGGCUUAUCUGAAAACGUUCACCCCUAACAGUGGUUUAAGUCUUAAAGAGCUUAGUCACAAAUUAACAAUGUUAUUGGCUUUGGUGACUAUUCAGCGGAAGCAAACUUUAAUACACCUCAAUAUUAACAAUGGCUGCAUGAUACAAUCAGGGGCCGGUUGUAUAAAAACGUAGUUAGCGCUAACUGUAGUUAGCGUUAAUCACUGUAGUUAAAUCCUUAACUGUAAUUAGUUAGCUACAUGACUUAACUGCGUUGCACAAAACGUAGUUAGCCGGAUAGUUAACUAAUCACGUAGUUAACUGUGCGUGGGGCUUGCGUGGGGCGUUUAAACACAAAAUUACAUAAAGUAAACAGCGAGUAACGACCGCUGACACACAUUUUCAACAUGAUUGUGGACUCGCAUUUUGCAAAUAGGCGGGAAUUUUAUUCAAAACACUAGAAAACAGUGAAAAAUAAACAAGAAAACAAGGAAAAACCGCCACAAAAAUCAUAAAAGAAUGCUGUUUUUCCUUGAGAUGCCUACGUUAAACCAAGGUAUAGUUGUUUGGCAAUUAAUAUCAGUGUUUCUUGGUGUAAUGGACCAUACUUCGUCUUCGGGAAAUCGUCCUGUGCAAAAAUAUGUUUUGUUUUCGUAAAAACACCAAAGCGAUAGCGUUUGAAGAGUUUAUAUUGUCAGGAAACAUUCACAGGGAAGAUAGCGAUUGAAAAUCUCAGUUAACCGUUGCUUUUCAUUGUUGUUUUACUGAAAAAUGUUGUUCACUCCUAUACAAACGCCAUUUUUAACUACGUUUUGGACAGUUAACUAUACCCUAGAGCAUAGUUAACUUUAACUACUUUUUAACUGCAGUUAAGGCUAACUACACUUUUAUACAACCGGCUUAACUACGUGAUUAAAGUUAACUACUUUUUAAGGCUUUUUAACUACUUUUUAACUGCAGUUAGCGCUAACUACGUUUUUAUACAACCGGCCCCAGAUGUUCAAUUUGUGUUUGUUCUUGAUAAGCAUAUCAAACAAAGCAGACCAAAUUAUUCAGUUCCACCUGUUAUUGUUCCUAGAUACAAUUUGGAUCCUGAUGUUUGCCCAUAUUUAUGUUUAGAAGCGUAUCUUGAGAAGACUAAACAUUUACGACAAAGUGUCAAUUUACUCGUUGCAACGAUAAAGCCGCAUCGUGCUAUUGGAUCUCAAACUUUAGCUCGAUGGAUUAAAAUUGUCUUAGCCGGUGCUGGUAUUGACAUUACUUUAUUCAAACCACAUUCUACACGACACGCGGCUGCAACAGCAGCCUAUGCAGCAGAUCUUCCAGUAGAUGAAAUUCUGCAAAGAACAGGUUGGAGUAAUGCUACCACAUUUAGGCGCUUCUAUUACAAAGGGGUUAUUGAGUAG
This is a messenger RNA of Paramuricea clavata, 3079 nucleotides long. The record is from the annotation of a GenBank genome assembly. Lineage: Eukaryota; Metazoa; Cnidaria; Anthozoa; Malacalcyonacea; Plexauridae.